Molecule: messenger RNA, 1260 nt
Organism: Entelurus aequoreus (snake pipefish)
Lineage: Eukaryota; Metazoa; Chordata; Actinopteri; Syngnathiformes; Syngnathidae
Product: transmembrane protein 100-like
Exons: 2
Coding region: 158-616 (152 amino acids)
Biological process (GO): cellular response to BMP stimulus
Source: RefSeq, a predicted model, not a curated record
UCCUGACACGUAGCCUGGUUUUACCGCAAUGCCCGUGUUGAGUGCUGGCUGAUACCGGCACCGAUCCGAUAUCAGCAGGAACCGUAAACGCUCGAAAAGGUUUUAACGAGACAAAUUAGUCAACCAAGCUCGUCUGUGAUUGGCUGACCAGCUAAAGAUGGCCCACCUCUUCCUGGCCAGCAAGACGGUCCUGCCCGAAGACGGCGCUCGAGGGAGCGCGGGCGCCGUUAAGAUCCCCACCAUGUUCUCCUACGUGAAGCUGGGCGGCGACAAGCCCAGGAAAGACCACGCCAUCGUCACGACGACCUCGGUGCCGCACGUCAACGAGGCCCAACUGAGCGCGGCCACGGGCGGCGCCGAGAUGUCCUGCUACCGCUGCACGGUGCCAUUCGGCGUGGUGGUCCUCAUCGCCGGCGUGGUGGUGACGGCGGUGGCCUACACCUUCAACUCGCACGGCUCCACCAUCUCCGUGCUGGGACUGGUGCUGCUGGCGGCCGGACUGGGCCUGCUGGCGUCCAGCGCCGUCUGCUGGAGGGUCCGACUGGGCAGGAAGCGGGACCGGAGAAGGGAGAGCCGAGCCGCCCUUGUGGUCGGUCCGGGGUACUGCGAGGCAUGAGGAGGACUUGGACCAACUGGAACCUUUGGCCACCUCACCAGCAGAGGUCCAGUUCUGGGCUGACCAUUCCGCUCAGAAUCUAUUCUCCAUUGAAAAACCUCCUUUUAAAAAACGGAUAUGAAAAUAUCUAUAAUUAUAUAUUUGAAAUUCAAUUAUUGAAAGUUAUGAAUCAAUUUAGAAUAGAUUGUCAAUUCACAAACAGCUUUAUAAAAAUGGAUUCUUAGUAGAAAAAUGUAAAUUUUUUAAAAUAUAUUUUCAAAAUGAUUUUUGAAAAUUAUGAUUCGAUUUUCAAGUGAUUUGCAAUUCAAAAAGGUCUUUUUAAAAAUAUAUUCUUAUUAAAAAUAUAUUAAAAAGUAUAUUUUUAAAUCAAUUUAAAAAAGAGAUUACGAAUCGAAUUUAGAAUCAAUUCUCAAUCAAAAAAGUAUUUUUUAAAAUUGAGUAAUAAAAAUAAAACUAUUUUUUUUUCAUUUAAAUUGAUUAUUUAAAAUUAUGAAUCGAUUUAGAAGCAAUUGUCGAUUAUAAAACGUCUUUUUACAAAUGAUAUAAAAUAUUUUUUUAAAUAUUCCUGUAUAUUAUAACGAUUUUUUAAGAUUUUUUUUUAAGUUGUUGAUUCAAAAACGUAUUUUCAAAAACUGAUUCCUAUA